ACCGACAGUGGUCACAGUGGUCGCUCUCUUGCUCUUUGCUCUUGCUCUUCCUCCCUCUCUUUUCUCCCUCUCUCCCUCUCUUUCUCCCCAUCAUGUCUUGCUCUCCCUUACCCCCUUCCCUCCCUCCCUUCAUAUCCACCUAAUAAACCUCUUGCAUAGAAGAUCAGUUGCCAGCCUCAUCUUUAAUUAAUAGACCUAACAGAAUGAGUUCAAAGUCCCAUUUCCCAGCUGCUUCUGUCCCAGUUGUGUGCUGCAAUCGUACUUACUAGAAAAACCCACUGAGUGCUUUCUCUUUUGCACCACUUCCUCUAACCUUCCUUCCUGAUCAAGAAGUUUGGACCUUGAGAAACAGCUUUUCGAGAAAGAAACUUACUUCUUCGUUGUUGUUGUUCUUGGUUUUUCGAGACAGGGUUAGAAAGAGACUUACUUUUAAGAUGACUUUUCUUCGUCCGUCAAGAGGAAGACAACUGGAUUGCUUGGCCAGGAUGAACACUAGCCUCGUGGGAAGAAGAGAAAAAUAGUGCAAUCAUAUUUGGCAUUCCUAUUUGGAAAAGAAAUCUACUGAGAAUAAGAAAAGUGGAAGGCUUUGACUCACAAUGAACUUUGUGAAGGAAAACAGUCCAGCCCUCAUUCAAAGGAUGGGCAUUACAGUUAUAAAGCAGAUCUCUGAUGAUCUGUUCACAUCAAAUGUCCUCAACUCUGAAGAAGUUGCCGUCAUCCGCAGUGAGAGGGUGGAGCAGGACGCUGCCCGAUGGAUCAUUCAUAUGAUUUUGAAGAAGGGCUCAGAGGCCUGCAACCUCUUUCUUAAGUGUCUUGAAAAUUGGAACCCUGCCCUGUAUCAUGACUUAACUGGACAAAGUCUCUCCCAUCAGAACGCGGAAGAAGACUUGGAAAUUCUGGCCCAGAAUUUAAAAGGCUUCUACAGCAGCCCUUCCUUUCUGAACUUCUAUCCCCUGGGUAACGAUAUCGACAUCAUUUUUAAUCUGAAGAUCACCUUCACAGAGCCCGUCUUGUGGAGGAAGGACCAUCGCCAUCACCGCGUGGAGCAGCUGACCCUGGACGAUCUGCUGGAGGCUCUUCAGAGCCCCUGCCUCGUCGAAGGGGAGUCUGGCAAAGGGAAGUCCACCCUGCUGCAGAGAAUCGCCAUGCUCUGGGCCUCUGGGGAGUGCAGGGCUCUGAGAAGCUUCAAACUGGUCUUCUUUGUCCGCCUGAGCAGUGCCCGGGAUGGACUGUUUGAAACCCUGUGCGAUCAGCUCCUGAAUGUGUCUGACUCCUUCAGCAAGCCAGCCUUUAUGGCUCUGCUGCUGAAGCUGCAGAAGGACGUCCUCUUUCUCCUCGAUGGGUACAACGAAUUCCAGCCCCAGAACUGCCCAGAAAUCGAAACUCUAAUAAAGGAAAACCAUCGUUUCAAGAACAUGGUCAUUGUCACCACCACCACCGAGUGCCUGAGACAUAUCAGACAGGUUGGCGCCCUGACUGCAGAGGUGGGAGAUAUGACGGAAGGUGGUGCGCAGGUUCUCAUCCGGGAGAUGCUGAUAAGGGAGCUUGCUGAAGGCCUGUUGUUCCAGAUCCAGGAGUCCAGGUGCUUGAGAAACCUCAUGAAGACCCCUCUCUUCGUGGUGAUCACCUGUGCCAUCCAGAUGGGCAGAGAGGAAUUCCAAGCUCACACGCAAACCAUGCUGUUCCGAACCUUCUACGACCUCCUGAUACAGAAAAACAGGCACAAGCACAGAGGUGGGACAGAGUGUGACUUUGUCAGGAGCCUAGAGUGCUGUGGAGACCUAGCCCUGGAGGGCGUGUUCUCCCAUAAGUUUGAUUUUGAGCCCGAGGAUGUGUCUGGCAUAAACGAGGACAUCCUGGUGACAACUGGGCUCCUCUGCAAGUACACAGCUCAGAGGCUGAGGCCCAAGUAUAAAUUCUUCCAUAAGUCAUUCCAGGAGUACACAGCGGGACGGAGACUCAGCAGUUUGUUGAUGUCCAGAGAGCCAGAGGAGGUGAGCAAGGGGAAUGACUACUUGAAGAAAAUGGUUUCCAUCUCUGACAUCACAUCCCUGUAUGGCAACCUGCUCCUGUACACGUGUGGGUCAUCCACAGAAGCCACCAGGGCUGUCGUGCGCCACCUUGCAUUGGUGUAUCAGCAUGGCAGCCUACAGGGGCUCUCUGUCUCCAAGAGGCCUCUCUGGAGGCAGGAAUCAAUGCAAAGCCUGAGAAACACCACGGAGCAAGAUGUUCUGAAAGCCAUCAAUGUAAAUUCCUUUGUAGAGUGUGGCAUCAAUUUAUUCUCAGAGAGCAUAUCCAAAUCUGCCCUGAGCCCAGAAUUUGAAGCUUUCUUUAGCGGUAAAAGUUUAUACAUCAACUCGGAGAACAUCCCUGAUUACUUAUUUGACUUCUUUGAACACUUGCCUAAUUGUGCAAGCGCGUUGGACUUCGUUAAGCUGGAUUUCUUUGGAAAAGCUGCAGCCUCACAGGCUGGAGAGAAUGAGGCCAGAGCCCACAUGGAAGGGCCCUCAGAAACCUACAUUCCCAGCAGGGCUGUGUCUUUGUUCUUCAACUGGAAGCAGGAAUUCAAGACUCUAGAGGUCACGCUCCGGGAUAUCAGCAAGUUGAAUAAACAAGAUAUCAAACAUCUGGGGAAGAUCUUCAGCUCUGCCACAAACCUCCGUUUGUACAUCAAGAGGUGUGCUGCUGUGGAUGGAAGGCUCAGCUCCAUCCUCAGCACCUGCAAGAACAUUCAUUCCCUCAUGGUGGAAGCCAGUCCCCUCACCGUCGAUGAUGAGCAGUGCAUCACAUCCGUGACAAACCUCCAGAACCUGAGCAUCCACCAGCUGCAGACUCAACGGCUGCCAGGCGGUCUGACAGACAGCUUGGGUAAUCUGAAGAACCUCGAGAAGCUCAUACUGGACAACAUUGGGAUGAACGAGGAAGAUGCUAAAAACCUAGCGGAAGGCCUGGGAAGCCUGAAGAAGAUGCGAUUGUUUCAUCUGACUCAUUUGUCUGACAUUGGGAAGGGGAUGGAUUACAUAGUCGAGUCUCUAUCGGGGAAACCCUGCGACCUGCAAGAGAUGAAGUUGGUGGCCUGCUGUCUGGGUGCAAAUUCUGUGAAAACUCUGGCAAAGAAUCUUCACAAUUUGGUCACACUGAGUGUUCUUGAUUUAUCAGAAAAUUAUCUGGAAAAAGAUGGAAAUGAAGCUCUACAGGAACUGAUUGGCAGGCUCAGCAUUCUGGAAAAGCUAACCACUUUGAUGCUGCCUUGGUGCUGGGAUGCGCACAUCACCCUGCCCAGCCUGCUGAAGGAAUUAAAUGGGGACCCAGGGCUUGGCAAGCUUGGAUUGAAAAACUGGAGACUCACAGACACAGAGAUUAGAUGUUUAGGUGUAUUUUUGGAGAUGAAUCCUCUGAGAAACUUGCAGCAGCUGGAUUUAGCAGGAAACUCUGUGAGCAGUGAUGGAUGGCUUUCCUUCAUGGAUGUAUUUGGCAACCUUAAGCAAUUAGUAUUUUUUGAUUUUAGUACUAAAGAAUUCUUACCAGAUGCAGCACUGGUGAGAAAACUUAGUCAAGUGUUGUCUAAGUUAACUUUUCUACAAGAAGCAAGGCUCAUUGGAUGGGAGCUUGAUGACUAUGAUAUUAGUGUUAUUAAAGGCACCUUUAAACUAGUGAAUGCUUAAAGGUGCCCAAAGCCACAAAGACUUGAUAUACCAUGUUCAUCUGUACUUAGUACAGUAACUGGUCUGUACAGAUUCAAUAAGUACUUGAUAAAUAUGUGACAAUUAAAUAAAUGGGACUGGAGAGAUGGCUCAGAGGUUAAGAGCACCAGCUGUUCUUCCAGAGAUUCUGAGUUCAAUUCCCAGCAACCACAUGGUGGCUCAUAACCAUCUAUAAUGAGAUCUGGUGCCCUCUUCUGGCAUGCAGGCACACAGACAGGCAGAACAUUGUAUAUAUAUCAAGUAAAUCUUUUUAAAAAAUAAAUUAUUAAUAAAUAAGCUAAAAUUAAUUGUCUAUCAUAUGCUAUCUAACUCAACUGGUUUGAUUAAAACAUUUUGGAAUGUAUAGAAUACUUUCUCACGUGAAAAGUGUUAUCAGACUUGAAAAACAGGUAUUCUUAAAAAACAAAACAUUAAUUUGUGUAUGUGGCAUGCACGCAUGGUGUGCCUCUGCGGGGGCAAAGGACAACUGUGAGAGUUGGUUUUUCCCUCCUUCCUUCCAGAGGAUUUACCUUAGCCAUUGGGCUUUGGUAGUAAGUGUCUUUAUCUGAUAAGCUGUCUACCAGCCCCAAGUGGGCACCUGUAGUCAAGCAAAAAUUGGCAGUUCAAAAGCAUCUUAAUCAGAGACAUGAAAACUCAGGCCAUUUGUCAGGAGUUGAUAUGAUCAUUGUAUUUAACUCCAACCUCAGAAAUCAAGGAUGAAAGGAAAUCUGUAUCCUAUUCUUUUGUACCCCAGAGAAGUAUGAGGGGUACCCUGUUCUAAUCUCUGUAACCCAGGAAAGAGGGAUACCCUGCCCUAAUCUUUUUGUCUAUCCCCUUCCAAAAUAAGUCUUUCCCACAAAUGAAAAAGUCUAAGAAAAAAGGAAUCUCUCUUGUCUAAAGAUGUAAAUACAGGGAAGUCUGGGAAUGGUGGGGACAAAACACCUAAAAUGAAGUUAGCCUGUAGUUUGCCUUCUGUUCUCAGGGCAAUCCAAGGGUGCUGGUAUGGGCAUUACUUGCCCUGUAUGUUGUGGUCAUUGUUGAACAUGUUCUGUGCAGGUUAUUUAUAAAAUUUUAGACUUAAUAAUUUACAAAUUAACCAAUUCCUUUCCCUAUCUAACUAUAUAAAUGAGAGUUCAGAGAAGAUAAAUGACUUGCCCAUGAUUACAAAAUUACUCAUCUACAAGACCACCAGGAUUGGAAUAAAAGUCUUUUGCCUAGUCCAGUCAUUAAGUCAACCAAAAAUAUCUUGACUAAAAUUUCCAAUUAUUAGAUUAAAAUAUGUUGAUAUGUUUUUCUCAUAAAAUAAAAAAUUAAAAGCUAGUCUAUUAAAAUGAACCCAAAAUAAAAUUCCGUUAUUGUCAA
Psammomys obesus (fat sand rat) is the source of this 5045-nucleotide messenger RNA. It is a transcript of the gene Nlrc4, whose product is annotated as NLR family CARD domain containing 4. The transcript is spliced from 9 exons. Gene Ontology annotation, biological process: regulation of apoptotic process; detection of bacterium; defense response to bacterium. The coding region runs from base 597 to 3665 and encodes 1022 amino acids. NCBI's taxonomy places the organism in Eukaryota, Metazoa, Chordata, Mammalia, Rodentia, Muridae. The record is from RefSeq and is a predicted model, not a curated record.